Messenger RNA from Cynocephalus volans (Philippine flying lemur), 4391 nucleotides. It is a transcript of the gene CHPF2, whose product is annotated as chondroitin polymerizing factor 2. The transcript has 5 exons. Gene Ontology annotation, molecular function: glucuronosyl-N-acetylgalactosaminyl-proteoglycan 4-beta-N-acetylgalactosaminyltransferase activity. NCBI's taxonomy places the organism in Eukaryota, Metazoa, Chordata, Mammalia, Dermoptera, Cynocephalidae. Gene Ontology annotation, cellular component: Golgi cisterna membrane. The coding region runs from base 1425 to 3752 and encodes 775 amino acids. The record is from RefSeq and is a predicted model, not a curated record.
GCCGCGGGCCGGGCUGUGAGGUGGCAUCUGUUGCCGCGGUAGAGCCGGCGUCUCGGCGGCCACUGGGGUCUGUUCCAUCUCUCCGGUCCCUGCUCCCCGCGAGGCCCGUGCGGGGCGCCGCUCCCCCUGUCGGCCCCACUCCCCCGCCCCGCGCCGGGACGCCGGGGUCCCUCUUGUCCCCGCCGGCCCUGACCCGGCUGCAGGCCUCCUCUCUGUGGGCUUGGGCGUUCGUCGUUGUCCUGCGCGGGCUGCCUGGGAAGUCACUGGUACGGCCUUUGCCCCCGCCGACGGGCCUGAGGACGGGGUCUGUUCACCCCUCUCCGGGCAGCGACCUGAGUCCGAUCCCUCGCCGCCUGUCCCGGCCCCGGCCCGCAGAACAAACCGAGCUGGACCCCUGUCCCUCCUCUGCAGCUCCGUGACGAAGCCGAUUUCUUUCAGUUUGGAGACGAACGGCUGAGACUCGCUUCAGGCCUUCUUUCUAGGGCUAGCCUUGGUCGGUGGUCGCUGAGAGGUGGAUCUGAAGCCCCCCAGCUUCUGCUCGCCUUCACGAAGCCCUGCGUCGGCUCUAGCUGCCGCUUGUCCUCACGGCUUACUUUUGGUUUGUUUUGUUUGGUCCCCGGGGCCCUGGUCAAGCCAGACACCGAAGGGCUCGUACACAGCAAGUUUGCUGUGGUUUGCCUGCUGGCUCCUCUCAGAGGAGGGUGGGCAGCACAGUCGCUCAGCAGCCGGACUGGGGACAGAAUGCCUUGCAAGAUGGCUCCAGCAGCCAUGGCGCCGCUCUGAGAGGCUGUCAGUGCUGAGUCACCAUAGCUGUCCACCUCAUCUGGGUGGGCAGAACUUGUGUGCUCUGUGCGAGGGGCUCUUGACCACUCCUAACUGGGAGGAGGGGUUACUGUAACCAUUGUGCUUCCUUGACACUGGGCCCCAGAGCAGGAAGAGGCCCUGAUCACUGCCCCGCUGCCUUGUGCCAGGCUGCAGCGGUGCUCAGCAAGCCCUUCAGUAGCCUGAGUGAGGAAUGGUGUCAGGUCUGCCUGACACAGUUCUCCUCUGGUUGGGGGUGUUGAAGUGAUGGAUCUGUAGGUCCAGUCUGCAGAUGUGUUUAAUCUUUUUGGGUUAGUUUUGUUUUCUCCCAUUCUACUGGAAGGCAGGCUGUAAUCCCAGUAGAGAGUAAAAUUGAUUCUCGUAUUUAUUACCAUGUGGGCUGAAGGUUAGAUCGGCACCUUGGCAAUUGAAGACCAGGCAGGGAGGGCUGUGACAACAGGACAGUUGAUCUGCUUGGCGAUGCUGGGCCUGGAAGCCAACGCACCUUGCUCUGUUAUUGAUCUCAGUGACCCCAGAUUCCCUAGUUAGAACUGCAGGCCUGCUACUGGCCUGGCGCCUAUCAAUCCAUUGAUCCUUGAGGUUGUGCCCCCUGGGGCACCCACAUGUCAGGGCCUACCACCAUGCGACUGAGCUCCCUGUUGGCUCUACUGCGACCAGUGCUGCCGCUCAUCCUAGGGCUGUCUCUGGGAUGCAGCCUGAGCCUCUUGCGGGUUUCCUGGAUCCAGGGUGAGGGAGAAGAUCCCUGUGUAGAGGCUGUAGGGGAGGCAGGAGGGCCACAGAAUCCAGAUUCAAGAACUCGGCUGGACCAAAGUGAUGAAGACUUCAAACCCCGGAUUGUGCCCUACUACAGGGAUCCCAACAAGCCCUACAAGAAAGUGCUCAGGACUCGGUACAUCCAGACAGAGCUGGGUUCUCGUGAGCGGUUGCUGGUGGCUGUCCUGACUUCCCGAGCCACGCUGUCCACUCUGGCCGUGGCAGUGAACCGUACAGUGGCCCACCACUUCCCUCGGUUGCUCUACUUCACUGGGCAGCGAGGAGCCCGGGCCCCAGCCGGGAUGCAGGUGGUGUCUCACGGGGAUGAACGGCCAGCCUGGCUCAUGUCUGAAACCCUGCGCCACCUCCACACACACUUUGGGGCCGACUACGACUGGUUCUUCAUCAUGCAGGAUGACACAUAUGUGCAGGCCCCCCGCCUGGCAGCCCUUGCUGGUCACCUCAGCAUCAACCAGGACCUGUACUUGGGCCGGGCAGAAGAGUUCAUUGGUUCAGGCGAGCAGGCCCGGUACUGUCAUGGGGGCUUUGGCUACCUGUUGUCACGGAGUCUCCUGCUUCGCUUGCGGCCACACCUGGAUGGCUGCCGAGGAGACAUUCUCAGUGCCCGUCCUGACGAGUGGCUUGGCCGAUGCCUCAUUGACUCUCUGGGCAUCGGCUGUGUCUCACAGCACCAGGGGCAGCAGUAUCGCUCAUUUGAACUGGCCAAAAAUUGGGACCCUGAGAAGGAGGGGAGCUCGGCUUUCCUCAGUGCCUUUGCUGUGCACCCUGUCACCGAGGGAACCCUCAUGUACCGGCUCCACAAGCGCUUCAGUGCUCUGGAGUUGGAGCGGGCUUACAGUGAAAUAGAGCAACUGCAGGCUCAGAUCCGGAACCUGACGGUGCUGACUCCGGAGGGGGAGGCAGGCCUGAGCUGGCCCAUUGGGCUCCCAGCUCCUUUUACCCCACACUCUCGCUUUGAGGUGCUGGGCUGGGACUACUUCACAGAGCAGCAUACCUUCUCCUGUGCAGAUGGGGCUCCCAAGUGCCCACUGCAGGGGGCUAGCAGGGCGGAUAUAGGUGACGCCGUGGAGACUGCUCUGGAGCAGCUCAAUCAGCGCUACCAGCCCCGUCUGCGCUUCCAGAAGCAGCGGCUGCUCAAUGGCUACCGGCGGUUCGAUCCAGCGCGGGGCAUGGAGUACACCCUGGACUUGUUGCUGGAAGCAGUGACUCAGCGUGGGCACCGGCGGGCCCUGGCCCGCAGAGUCAGCCUGCUGCGGCCACUGAGCCGGGUGGAAAUCCUACCUAUGCCCUACGUCACUGAGGCCACCCGAGUACAGCUGGUCCUGCCGCUUCCGGUGGCUGAAGCUGCUGCGGCCCCAGCUUUCCUGGAGGCCUUUGCAGCCAGUGUUCUGGAGCCACGAGAACAUGCGUUGCUCACCCUUUUACUGGUCUAUGGGCCACGGGAAGGUGGCCGCGGGGCCCUGGACCCAUUUCUUGGAGUGAAGGUUGCGGCAGCUGAGUUAGAGCGGCGGUACCCUGGAACAAGGCUGGCCUGGCUCGCUGUGCGAGCGGAGGCCCCUUCCCAGGUGCGACUCAUGGACGUGAUCUCUAAGAAGCACCCCGUGGACACUCUCUUCUUCCUUACCACCGUGUGGACAAGGCCCGGGCCAGAAGUCCUCAACCGCUGCCGCAUGAAUGCCAUCUCCGGCUGGCAGGCCUUCUUUCCAGUCCAUUUCCAGGAGUUCAACCCUGCCUUGUCACCACAAAGGUCACCCCCAGGGGCUGGCCCUGACCCCCCGUCCCCUCCUGGUGCUGACCCUUCCCGGGGGGCUACUGUAGGGGGCAGAUUUGACCGGCAGGCUUCUGCAGAGGGCUGCUUCUACAAUGCUGACUACCUGGCGGCCCGAGCCCGGCUGGCUGGUGAACUGGCAGGCCAGGAAGAGGAGGAAGCCCUGGAGGGGCUGGAGGUGAUGGAUGUUUUCCUCCGGUUCUCAGGGCUCCACCUCUUUCGGGCCGUAGAGCCAGGGCUGGUGCAGAAGUUCGCCCUGCGGGACUGCAGCCCACGGCUCAGCGAGGAACUCUACCACCGCUGCCGCCUUAGCAACCUGGAGGGGCUGGGGGGCCGCGCCCAGCUGGCCAUGGCACUGUUUGAGCAGGAGCAGGCCAACAGCACCUAGCGCCCUGAGGCCCAGCUCCUUGCACUUGUCUUGUCUGCCUUAGCCCUGGGAUGGCAGGGCAAGCUGGUGGACAGAUGGAGGGCUCGUCGCUGUAUUUUUUUUAAUAAGAAAAUGUUAUUAAAAGUGUCUUCUGCCAAAUUGUUUUUAGGAAAAUGGAGUAAGGAGAAGAAUCCAAGGGAGGGGUGUGGGGAUUUGUCUACUGCCUCCCCCUCCCUUCUCCCUCCUCUUUCCUCUCUCCUCCACAGUUUCCAAUGACCACACGGCUGUUGUCAGACAAUGACCUUUAAUCCAGCCCCCUCCCCCCACAAGGUGGCAGGGGAGUGAUGCCAGCACCCAGGGCAGAGCACUGGGGGCACAGGGCGUGGCUGGAAGGUCCGUAGUGGUGCUCGCUCAUGGGGCUCCUAGGUGUUGCGCACAACCAGCGACUGCUCCAGCUCUUGCCUGCGCUGUUGGAUCUUUAGAGGAAGUGAGAGCAGGAGCAGGGUGACAGUGUUCCUGUACUCCCCGAGUCUCCCUCUGCACCUUGAGAUCCCGGCUCUGGGAGCGGAGCAGGUCUUGGACAUAGCCUUUGGGGUCUCUGGAGAAGCUUAGCAUGAAGUCCCUCUGGAUCUUGAGCUGGUUUAUGGACUCAAUCGUCUC